Molecule: messenger RNA, 4981 nt
Organism: Canis lupus familiaris (dog)
Lineage: Eukaryota; Metazoa; Chordata; Mammalia; Carnivora; Canidae
Gene: ZDHHC20
Product: zinc finger DHHC-type palmitoyltransferase 20
Exons: 13
Coding region: 151-1248 (365 amino acids)
Biological process (GO): synaptic vesicle maturation; peptidyl-L-cysteine S-palmitoylation; protein targeting to membrane
Cellular component (GO): Golgi apparatus; endoplasmic reticulum
Molecular function (GO): protein-cysteine S-palmitoyltransferase activity
Source: RefSeq, a predicted model, not a curated record
UCGGGCUCGGGCUCGGGCUCGGGCUCGGGCUGGGAGGCGGGGUCCGUGGGCGAGGAGCGGCCUCGAGCAGCCGAGUCGCCGCCGCCGCCGCCGGGGCCCGGGCGCUCCGCUGGACCGUGGGGCGCCGGGCGCAGCAGCCGCCGGCGGAACAUGGCGCCGUGGACGUUCUGGCGCUGCUGCCAGCGCGGCGUGGGCUGGGUGCCGGUGCUCUUCAUCACCUUCGUGGUCGUCUGGUCCUACUACGCGUACGUGGUGGAGCUGUGCGUGUUUACUCUCUCUGGAAAUGGAGAAAACGGAAAGGCCGUUGUUUACCUUGUGGCUUUCCAUCUGUUCUUUGUUAUGUUUGUAUGGUCCUAUUGGAUGACAAUUUUCACAUCUCCCGCUUCCCCCUCCAAAGAGUUCUACUUGUCCAAUUCUGAAAAGGAACGUUAUGAAAAGGAAUUUAGCCAAGAAAGACAACAAGAAAUUUUGAGAAGAGCAGCAAGGGACUUACCUAUCUACACCACAUCAGCUUCAAGGACCAUCAGAUAUUGUGAAAAAUGUCAGUUGAUUAAACCUGACCGGGCACAUCACUGCUCAGCAUGUGACAUGUGUAUUCUUAAGAUGGAUCAUCACUGUCCUUGGGUGAAUAACUGUGUGGGAUUUUCUAAUUACAAAUUCUUCCUGCUGUUUUUAUUAUAUUCCUUGUUAUAUUGCCUUUUCGUGGCUACAACAGUUUUACAGUACUUUAUAAAAUUCUGGACGAAUGAACUCUCUGAUACUCGUGCGAAGUUCCACGUACUUUUCCUUUUCUUUGUGUCCACAAUGUUCUUCAUCAGCGUCCUGUCACUUUUCAGCUACCACUGCUGGCUAGUCGGGAAAAACAGAACAACAAUAGAAUCAUUCCGCUCACCCACAUUUUCAUAUGGACCUGAUGGAAAUGGUUUUUCUCUUGGAUGCAGUAAAAAUUGGAGACAAGUCUUUGGUGAUGAAAAGAAAUACUGGCUACUUCCAAUAUUUUCAAGCUUGGGUGAUGGUUGCAGUUUUCCAACUCGCCUUGUGGGGAUGGAUCCAGAACAAGCUUCUGUUACAAAUCAAAAUGAAUAUGCCAGAAGUAUUGGCUCAAAUCAACCCUUUCCCAUCAAACCGCUUAGUGAAUCAAAAAACCGAUUAUUGGACAGUGAAUCUCAGUGGAUAGAGAAUGGAUCUGAAGAAAGCACUGUCAGAUCAGGGACAAAUAACCAUGUUACAGUGGCAAUAGAAAAUUGAGUACCACUUGUUCAUAACUAAUCAUUUGAAUAAGAGAAAGGUGUAUAAAAACGUAUUAUGGACUGAUAUUUUCAGUUUUAUUUGGAAGAAAAUGAUCAGUGGAAUGAAAUAAUUGAAAUAUGACAGAAGAUAUAUUUUUUAAAGAAGGAAGCCUUUGUGCAGAUCGCCAGAUCCACAGGAGCACUACUCCAGAGCAGGAAGAUGCCUUAAUCCUAAAUAUACCCAUUUGUGCUACAUCAACUUACUGCUACAAAAGUGACUUCAUUUUACUUUGGAAAUAACACUUUUGCUGUUAUGAGAUGCUACAGUAUGAGCUAUCAAGUCACAUGUUAACAUGGCAUAUGUAUUUUUUUGACAUUAGAGUUGUUUCUUAGUAUCCAUAUAAAUUUUCACUCCAGAAACAAGCUGAAAAGUUAUCUUAUGUGAAGUACAUGUAGGGCGGUAAGGUGGCUGAAGGUGAAUAAUAAUAUUCAUCUACUUUUGCUUGUACUGUAUAAGGAAAAGGAAAUAACUUUUUUUUAAUUGGGUGUUUGCUAACUUAUAAUUACUGUUUUAUACUUUUCAACAUUUAUAAUAAAGUUUUUUAUUGUUAACUAUAAAAUAACACUCAGAAAGAUUCAGAUAUCUAAAUAUAAUUAUUUAAAGCAUGGAGAACAUUUGUAUAAUUCAUUGAUGGCUUAGUUCUAAGCAUUAAUACAACCAUGUGAUGUAGUGUUGUGCCCAAGGCUUAAAGGAAACUUGGCAGUAUAGGAAAUAUUUUUGGUUCCCUCUACUUUUAAAUUACUUUUUUGUUGAACUUUCAUGGGUAUUUUUAUGGGCAGGGAGACAAAAUAGAAAUAUUGGACACAGUAAGAAUAGUGGCAGUGGCUAGAAGAAAAGUAAAGAGGAAUAUAGGCAGGUAUUGUAAGCUGUUAAAAAUUAUUUCUAGGGGUGCCUGGGUGCCUCAGCGGUUGGGCGUCUGCUUUCAGCUCAGGGCGUGAUCCUGGAGUACCAGGAUUGAGUCCUACAUCAGGCUCCCUGCAUGGAGCCUGCUUCUCCCUCUGCCUCUGUCUCUGCCUCUCUCUCUCUCUGUCUCUCAUGAAUAAAUAAAUAAAGCCUUAAAAAAAUUAUUUCUAGUCCUAAGGUAUUUAGAAUGCCAAAUCCUUGGUUUUUCAAAUGUCAGUUUAGGUGAUUACUGGCAAUUACUUUGAAAUGUUUUACAGCAUUCCUUUAACAGCUUAAACAGUGACUUAAAAGGCAAUUUGAACAAGAGUAAAACUGCCUAGUGUAAUUUCUUCUUUCUGGAAAGAAAUUCUAACUGAAGUAUCCAGUCUCUGAGCAGUGGAUUCCACUUUUACUUGCAGAAUUUUAAAUCCGACUUCCUAAAUAGCAGCCCCUGUCUGCCUGGUGGACCUGCAUCUCCCUUUUCCUCUUGAAAUGCAAUCUAAGCAACAGAAAUUGUAGCAUUAAUUCUGAGGGAAAAUACUGUAUCCUGUAAAGGAGAAACAAGGUAGAAAUGUUAUUCCUUACUUACCCUGUCUAGUCAAAUAUACACACAGAGAUCAAAAUAAUUGAUUGCUUCCUGUAUUGGGUGGAGAGAAAUCUUAACCCGCAUCUGUAAAUAUCAACUGAUACAGUUUCCCUGUCUGUAAAUGGAAUUGGGGAGAAAGGGGUGUUAUGCAUGAGUUGGACUGGAUGACCUCUCACAUUCUUUGAUUCCUGAUUUUGCAAAAGUAACCUUACAUUUCAUUCAUCAAACAAAUAUUCUGUGUGCCAAACAUAUGCUAGGGAUAGCUCUGUCAUUUCCUAAUGUAGCAUAAAUUUUAUAGUCAACUAUUCCAGAUACUCACCUUAGAGGAUUUGUCUAAUUAUGUUGGCUAUACUAAUAUUAGAUUUUAAAAGGAUGUAAUGUUUUUUUCCCUUGAACCAAAGGAAUGAGUUAGCUUUGAAAAUACAGUUUGGAAUACUAUUAUAAUGAUUCUUGUACCUUUAUUUCAACUUUGUUGUCCUAAUAAUCUUGACUCUAGAAAACUUCUAAGUAUGAGAGCUAAGCGAUAACAAAACAUCACUUCAUUUUGGCAUUUUGUGUAUUAUAAGGAAAUUGUGAAUGUUUAAACCUACUUAACUACUUUCAGAAUUGUUCUGGUACUUUUUGUGAGUAUUUCUAGAUUUAGAUCAAAGGAUUUGCAUGCACCUGAUUAACAGUUGAGGAAACAAGAAUUUCCCCUUUAACCUAUCCAGGCACUUUUGUGGUGGUAUAUCUUUCUCUUUUAGGUUGUAUUUCACAUCAUCUUUAAUAGCAUAGCAAACACCUUUCCAGAAAUUUUCACUUAAAGCUUCUUGCUUUAGUUACCUUUGCUUUAGUUUAUGGCCAACAUUUUCCCAAAUGCUAAAUAUUUGGCUGUUUUUUUCAUACAUAUUAAUGGUUGUUCAGCAAGGGCCUACACGCAGUAUGGGAGUCAGGACAAGGCUGCCUCUUUGGUAUUUCAACUGGUAUUGACUAGUUCUGUCACCUCUUUGCAAGAGAAAAGGUCAAAUGAAGGCCUUCAAAAUGUACUAGUACAUCUUUGGUCCAUCAAAUACUUUGAAUAGUUGUGGUGUGAUAUGUAAGGAAAAUAAAGUUGAAUUUCAGGUCUUGCCAUUGCCAUUAAAGACAAAUUCCACAAAGUCGCGGUUUUACCUGGGUACAGAUUUACUUGAAUAUUCAGUACCUGAGGCAUCUGACCAGUGUAACUAUGCCAAACCAAAGAGCAGCUGCAGUACAAUAGUUAUUAAACACGAACACGUUUACAGAGUUUAGUUCCAUCUUUACGUGUGGAUGAUUUUUUAAAACCUUUUUACAUAUUGAAUGGUUUUGAUCCAAUGUGUCAUAAGUGAAUUUAACUGUGUAAGGUUAGGUUAAAUCAAAUAUGCAAUGUUUACUUGAAUUUUAUUUCUUUUAGAAAGAUUCUGACUAUGUUUACAGGAUUGUUCAAAUUAAAGAUUAUCAGACACAUGAGAUGUCCAUUCAAUAAUCUUUAAAGCAAAUGUAUAUUAAGGGCUUAGUGUUAGGAUCUGUAUAUUUGGGGCACUGAAUAGACAGUGACUUACAAAUAUGUUUUGCUUACAUUUUGUUCUAGGACUAGCACUGCUAUCAAUGGAAACUAUUUUUAAAAUAAUCUGUUACUAAGAAAUUAAUCAUAUUUUUGCAUUUCAGCCAAAAUAAAGAUCAUAUCUAAUAAUUUGUAAGAUAUAAUAUGUAAGCCUGAAAUCCAUGUGUGUUUCAUAUGAUCUGAACUGUAUUUUCCAAUCUAAAUUAAAAAUGCAAUAUAGAUUCAGAAAGGUCCAUAUUUUUCUAAUGACAUCAUUUUAUAUUUUGUUGGGUUGCAUAAAGAAGCAAGGAAUUGUAUUUGUACUAAAAGAUUAAGAAAGCUAUUAGUCAAGUUUAUUAUAUUUGUACAUGAUUGCAGAUGAGGCUAUACCCAUUUCAAAGAAAAGAUGGACACUAUUUUCAAGUAAUCUUUAAUAUGUUUUUAUAGACACGAAUUUGAAAUACAGUUUACUUUGGUUGUCUUUACUUAUCAAGUACUGUAAGUCUUGUAUUUGUUUCUCAUAAGUGUAAUCUUGGACCAUGACUUCAUGUUAAGUCUUUGCUUUGUCUUUUGGAUGGCCUAACCUACAUUAACAUGAAGGCUGAACAUUUUUAAACUUUUUUUUCAAAAGUCAUAAUAAUGAUUUACUUUAUUAAUAAACAAAAUAAAGUCCUGAAAGAACA